Messenger RNA from Hemibagrus wyckioides, 3812 nucleotides. RefSeq names its product palmitoyltransferase ZDHHC23-A-like. Gene Ontology annotation, cellular component: endoplasmic reticulum; Golgi apparatus. The transcript is spliced from 6 exons. Gene Ontology annotation, molecular function: protein-cysteine S-palmitoyltransferase activity. Gene Ontology annotation, biological process: peptidyl-L-cysteine S-palmitoylation; protein targeting to membrane. The record is from RefSeq and is a predicted model, not a curated record. NCBI's taxonomy places the organism in Eukaryota, Metazoa, Chordata, Actinopteri, Siluriformes, Bagridae. The coding region runs from base 512 to 1717 and encodes 401 amino acids.
UCGGUGACUUGUGGUGAGUUUUGGAGAGAAGAGCAUGCGCGCGCUACUUUCCGCUGGUCGAGAGUUGGCACGAGCGCAGCAGACCAGCGCGUCUCUCCCGGUGGAAACGGACGCGUUUAUCCUCACCGUCUCUCACUUGCGGGAUUAAUGUGCGAUCUAUUCUUCUGAAGCCCGAAUCACUCGGUACGUCAGAGUUUACCGUCUGUACCGGAAUAACCGGACCGCGCGGACAUCAUCAACAUCAUCAUCAUCAUCAUUACUGGAGUGACUCCUGCAAGGAAAUGUAAGAGUGUCUAAACCCUUAGCUCGGGGUUUGAUGCGUAUUGUGAAGGGGAUUCAGAAAUAAUAAUAAUAAGAAGAAGAAGAAAUAAUCGGAGAUAAAGAUCAAGGUGUGGCGGAAAACAGGAGCGCGAGCUACAGGUUCAUGGGUGAUCUUGCACAUUGUGAGCAGGCAUGGUGUCUAAAGGGAGUGUUAUGUGAGGUUGUUGAUGGAGAGUUCGGUGUGUAAAACAUGAAGCGUGAACGUUUUAAACCUCCGGAGCCGGAUGAUCCAUUUUGCUGCUGUGACUGUGAGGAAGUGGACGAUGUGUGUGAAAGACUCCUCUGUUCAGACUGGGAGAAACCGUCCCCUCUCUCCCGCUUCUUCCCUGCCCAUGUGGACCUCUCUGUUCUUCCUCCCAUGGUCCUACUUCCUGUUUUGCUGCGUGUGGCGGCGCUGCAUUGCAUGCUGGGAAUCAUGGUCCUGACCGCUCUUCCUCUACUGGUCCUCUGGUAUUACUACGUCACUCACCGCAAAAAGAGACGCACACUGUUCUUCCUCACACUCGCCCUCUUCUCCCUCGCCUACAUGUACUUCCUGUUCAUCACCGAGAUCCUGCCCCGGGGGAAUGUGGGUAAUCGUCAGGUGGUUACCGUAACGACGGGCCUGAUAAUGACACUCAUUUCUCUCGCACGCACAAAACGUGGUCCCGGAUUCGUCCAAGCCGAUCCCACCUGCACCCUCUCAUAUAGAGGCCCCACCCACUGUAAUGGAGUGAGCCAAUCAGGGAGUCCGGGAAGUAAGAAGUGGUGUCCUGUAUGCCGAUUGGUCCGACCAGAGAGGGCGGGGCACUGCAGGAUCUGUGGGGAGUGUGUGUUACGAAUGGACCAUCACUGUGUCUGGAGUUCAGACUUCAUCAAGGAGUACACACCAGGACAAUCUGUCUCACACACACACACACACGAACACCAUGGUUCAGAUGCAUAUACAACAUCUCAGUGUGUGUGUGUGUGUGUUAGGAUUAACUGCUGUAUAGGACAGGACAAUCAUAAGCACUUCCUGUUGACGCUCCUCCUCUUCCUGAUGACAUCACUGUAUGGGAUCAGCAUGGUGCUGAGGAGUGUGUGUCCACGCCAGAGUGUGUUCAUUGCUCCACUUUACUGCCCAGGAGUGUACAACCAGUACAGCACGGCGCUGUGUUUCACCUGUGUGUGGUACAGCUGUAUAGUCACGGGUGCGCUGUGUUACCUUCUUGUCCUGCAGCUGGUUAACGUGAGCUGUAACGUGACGGAGCGUGAGAUCCACAUCGCUUUACGCGACCGAACCGCGCGCUCCCGCUUCUGUGGCAUUGUCGUGGAAACGGGCACGUACACGCGUGGCUUCAUGCACAACUGGAUUGAGUUCCUCAGCAUGGACACACACCACGGAGCCUCACGCACUCACACACACACUGUAUGACCCACAUGUUGCGAGUGCUGUUUACACUUAUACACACUUUCACACAGGAAACUGUCCAGCUGCAGCAAUGCAUUCUGGGUAAAUAAGACUCAUAAUAAGGAUUCAGUGUGGACAUUCAUAAGGGUCGGUGUGAGGAAAUUAUUGUACACACACACACUCUCACACGCACACACACACACACUCACUGGCACGCACACACACGCACACACACUCACUGAUACACACACACACACUCUCACACACACGCACACACACACACACUCACUGGCACGCACACACACGCACACACACGCACUGAUACACACACACACACACACACUCUCUCUCACACUCAUACACCCACACUCACUCACACACACACUCUCUCUCACACUCAUACACCCACACUCACUCACACACACACUCUCUCUCACACUCAUACACCCACACUCACUCACACACACACUCUCUCUCACACUCAUACACCCACACUCACUCACACACACACACUCUCUCACACUCACACACACACACUCACACACACACUCUCUCUCACACUCACACACACACACUCACACACACACUCUCUCUCACACUCACACACACACACACACACUCUCUCUCACACUCACACACACACACUCACACACACACUCUCUCUCACACUCACACACACACACAGACACACACACACACUCUCUCUCACACUCACUCACACACACACGCAUGGUCUUGUUCUGCACUCAGGUGAAUUUUUACUCUCGAGCUUUUACAAACAUUUUCUUCCUAAAUGUGGAUCAGACCAAAGACAGUAUAGGAACACAGAGAUGUGACACUUCUGAUCUGUAAUGUAAGCCAUAAACUCUGAUAUAAAGCAAUAGUAGCACACUGCACUCUCUCCUUCUCUCCUAUUGUCUUUAUUCAACACGUAUACAACAUCUUUAUCUUCUUUUCUCCUAAACCUUUCCUGCUGCUGCAUUUUAACUUUAUACUUCAACUUCACACACACAUACACGCACGCACAUGCACACACACAUGCACACACACUCAUGUUUAUAUUUCUAUUAUUUUAUUUCCCUUUACUUAUUAUUAUUAUUAUUGUUAUUAUGAUGAUGAUAAGAAUGAGGAUGAUGAUGAGAAUAAGGAUGAUGCGAAUGCAGAAACCAAAUUUUUCACGUUAAUUUUGUAAUUUAUAUAAUACACCAUUAAAAGUUGAGAUGAUUUAACAGCGCUCAGGUUUAUUUAAUGUGUGUGUGUGUGUGUGUGUGUAUACACACUGUGUUUUAACAGAAGAUUAACACUGGAUUGUAACACUGGACAUUAUGAUGAUUGGUUGAUCUUUCAGAGGGGCGGGACUUCCUAACCCACCUCACUGACUGGGCAAUGACCAUGAACAUGACUGACCUCGAGGUUAAAGCCAUUGGUCUGACUCUCAGAUCCUCAGAACUACUCUUAUUUAACAGAGUUAUCUUUAGUGACUCUUCUGCUCUGGAGCUAGCUGUUUUAGUGAGUAGACUGAGAAUGUUCUGCUGAAACGUCUUUUGAUGAUCUUAUUCAUGAGGAGAGACUGAGAGAACAACAGAGAUGGAGCAGAUCCAACACCACACACAGACCAAUAACACACACCUGUAUUUCCACUGUACACGCACACACACACACACGUUUAAACAUCAGUAGUUGCCCCACAGCAGGUCCUCAGGCUCUGAGGUGUUAAAGUCUGUGUGUGGAGAAAUAACCACUGACUCCACACAACUGAACAGCAGCACUGACAGAACACAUCAUCUUCUUACCUCAUAUCACCAACCAACUGCUUCAUCAUCAUCAUCAUCAUCAUCAUCAGCAGCAGCAGCAGCAGCAGCAGCAGCACUACAUGAUGUAAAUUUUACUGCAGUCUGAACAGCAGGUUUGAGAGACUACAUGCUGCUGUAGGACAGGUGGUGCUGGAAACCCCCCACUGUGGGCAGACACACACACACACACACACACACACACACACAGACAGAGACAUACACACACACACACACACACACACAGAAACUAAAUGGCGCCUCACAAAUGCUCCACAUUUAUCAGAUGAUGUUAAUGUCACUGCUCACACUGACUCUGUGUUCUCUCU